AGGUCGCACGCACACUGAACUGCCCCUUAAACACUCAGAAACAUGGCGCUACGGGAGCUAUCAUCGCUGGAGAAAUAUUUAGGAUUAAAAAAGCCUAACAAGUACAGCACACAGGGGGAUAAAAAGGUACCUGUGUUACAGAAUAAUAAUGGUCCGCCACUGGUGGGGCUGGUGACUAUCGCCUGUCACCUUGUGAAAGAAGCCAAGCGCCCAGAGCUCCUGGGUGACUCAGCAGAGGGCCGAGCUGUGGUGCAGCAGUGGCUGGAGCACAGAGUCACAAAGCUAGAUGGCUGCACAAAGGAGGACACUAAGACCAUUUUAAAGGAUCUCAACCUCUACCUCCAAGACAAGGUUUUCCUGGCUGGCAACCAGUUCACCUUAGCUGAUGCUUUUAUAUACUUUGGAAUCCAUCCACUCAUAGUGGAAAUGCCCAUCCAGGAGAAAGAGCAGUAUGUGAAUGUGACUCGAUGGUUCGAUCACAUUCAGCACCACCCUGGUCUGCGACACCACCUCCCUCCCCUAGUCGUUCUAAGGAACAGAAUUUACACCAGCAGGCACCACUAAGACCUGACCCCACCCAACCCAGCCUGACUCGUCACAAGCUCGUCUUGUCUGUCGGGGCAGACCUUCUCCCUAAAACCCAAGAGCACCACGUCAUCAUCACUAUCAUCACACCUGAGGACAAUUCCUCACUCCAACCUAUUUUUGUUGUUGACUUUAUGGAUCAUGAUUCCUGCCUUAAUGUGUUGUCCUUUUCACAUCCCUGAACUCCUGUAUGCUCUCUUGGUUUUAGGAAACCUGAAAAUUCAGCGAAGAUCAAAACAGCUCUUGAUCUAACAGUUCUAUUGUAUGAGGUGCGGAGCUGCCAUUAAGGGAAUGCUUGCUAAUAAAAGUCUAGUUCGGUUUAUGUUCUUGAAAGCCUGUCAGUGCUCUUAAUAAUGAUAAUUCCUAGAACCCUGUAUAACUGUUGGGCUGUGGUGAGGAGCAUAUAUCAACGUGCUAACACAAUAAGAAGAUGGCUAUCUGAAUCAGAACUAUGGAGUUUACAUAGGAGACAGUUACAUUGGUCUUUUCUGUUUGUUCGGGCCGUUCAGAAGUAUGCUUUUAUGUGGUUGUUUUCAAAGGGAAUACACAACUGGUUGUGCGCAAGUGAAGUGCUACUAGCAUGUUAAAAAUGGUGUUUUUCUAUUUAUUAAUAAUCAUGAUUUGUUGUAUCUGAGCCUUGAACAUGCAGCAGCAAGUAGGUUAAAUAAAGACUUAAGACAAUGAUACUUGACAGCCAGUACAAUGUGUCCUUAGGAAAAGCUGCCUCCUUCGUGCCAUAUCAGUGCAUUUUCAGCAACAGUUUGUCUGUAUACAUGUGGUUGCUGGUUCAACAUAACCCCAUAAUGAUCACAACUGAGUCCACAUUGUUCCACCAUUGUUGCCCUGAUGAAUAUCGUUUUGUCUCUUUAUCGCGCAUCCUAAUCUGGACUGUACUGUUCAUUUUUUUUCUUGGAGGACUUUAUGUUUCACAUACUCCCAGACAGUUUAGUUUGUGUGUGUGUGUGUUCCUGAUUACAUCCCCGCUCUCUGUCCCACUUCCUCUCCACCAGUCAGUGUGGGCAGCAGUGAGCAGUUGCGCGUCAGCCCCAGAGUCAGAGAUCAGAGUGAGGCUCCAAUCAGUCCCACUACCACCACUGUUGAUGCUGCAGGCCACAGAGAGGGCAGCGGGCUCACCAGCUGCCACACAGAUCCAGCCAGCCAAGGCCAGAACCCAGGCCCCUGGGCGACAGUCAGCCACUGUGUGUCAUUUCAACCCUCACGCUCCCACGGGGGCUACUGGAGAGGGAGGAAGGGAGGCCACUGAGAGAGAAAAAGAGCACCCAGAGGCCGAAGGAUCUUUUUGUGACAUGUGAACAAUGAUCCGUGCGUCUGAAAGCCUUUCUGCUGCUGGCUGGCCGUUUGCUAUUAGCGCUAUUAACAAGUCAAGUUGUGGCAAUAGAACCUGCUAAUGAAUAUCAUGGAGGGAAUGAUACAUAAACACAUACACUCAACUGUUCAACAGUUUAAGUCGAGCAUACUGUGUGGUUUUGUGUUUUGCGUCAAUACUUGUGUUAUUCUUUACAGUCGUUCCAUAUUUAGCCACAUGUGAAACCCCAACCCUCCAUAUAUCAGUGUGUGUACCUCAUAGCUUCAGUGCUUUCAUUAUCAGAUGUUAGCAUGAUUCUCACCCUCUGUCAAUAAAUCAAAGGGAUACACAGCUCAUGA
This is a messenger RNA of Labrus bergylta (ballan wrasse), 2250 nucleotides long. RefSeq names its product eukaryotic translation elongation factor 1 epsilon 1 (gene eef1e1). Gene Ontology annotation, cellular component: nucleus; cytoplasm; aminoacyl-tRNA synthetase multienzyme complex. The record is from RefSeq and is a predicted model, not a curated record. NCBI's taxonomy places the organism in Eukaryota, Metazoa, Chordata, Actinopteri, Labriformes, Labridae. Gene Ontology annotation, biological process: positive regulation of DNA damage response, signal transduction by p53 class mediator.